Peronospora matthiolae is the source of this 2391-nucleotide messenger RNA. The record is from the annotation of a GenBank genome assembly. Lineage: Eukaryota; Oomycota; Peronosporomycetes; Peronosporales; Peronosporaceae.
AUGAUGGAAGAAGGCGACGAUGUGCUCGAACACAUCAACAAGCUCAAGACGCUGGCGGAACAGCUAGAAGCGGUGGGGGCUCCAGUCUGCGAGGACGAUCUGGUGAUCACACUUCUCGGCAGCCUGAGUGACUCGUAUCAAUUCUUGAUCACAGCUUUGGAGUCGCGCUCAGACACUCUUAGCUGGGAGCUCGUGACGUCUCGACUGCUUCAUGAAGAAAUGAAGCGGAAGGAGCAAGGAAGUAAAGGUGAUGAAGCUUCGCAAGGUCAAGCGUUCAUCACAAGGGACAAUCAGCGCAAAGGGCGACCAGUGAAGAAGUCCUGGACGUGCCACAAUUGCGGAAAGAUUGGUCACUGGAUGGCGGAGUGCCCCUCGCGCAUCCAAGAAAACACGGAGAGACACCGGCCACAGCGUGCUCAAGACAGCGGCGACCGCUAUCGAUCACAACGUGCAAACGUCGCUCAAGAAGAAGACUCGGGCGACUACCUCUUUUCGAUCGGUGAAACGACAUCUGCGAAAUCGAGCGACAUCUGGCUGGUCGAAUCCGGGGCGACGCAGCACAUGACGUGCUCCAAGAAGUUCAUGCGGAACUACAAGGGGUUUGACGCUGUGGAUGUCCAUCUCGCGGAUGAUGGAAUCGUCCAAGCAAUCGGCAGUGGGGACAUUGUCAUGUCAAUGAAGACACCCCAAGGGAUGAAGAAAGGUGUGCUCACAAACGUGUGGCACAUCCCAAAGUUAUCCAGAAACCUGUUCUCGGUCGGCCGCUUCACCAAGGAUGUCGGCCCAGUGACGUUCACGAAGGAUGGGUGCUAUGGAGAAGCGAAAGGGACCAAGUGGAAAAUUGGUGCCCGUGAAGGUAAAGGACUGUUCAAGCUGCAAAUGACUCCAGUGGCGCCAGAACAAGCAAAUGCAGCCAAGUCGUCGGGAUGUCAAGGGGGCACCAAGUCGUACCUCUGGCACCUUCGGCUUGGCCACAUAGGUCACGAUGGACUCAAUUGCAUCGUGACGAAGAACAUUGGAAUUGGCAUCGACAUAUCUUCGGUGAAGAAGUGGGACGUGUAUGAAGGUUGUGCUCUGGGAAAACAGACUCGAGUGCGCUUCCAAUCAAACACUACAGCUCGCACCUCCAAACUCCUCGAAGUGAUUCACAGCGACGUAUGCGGACCGAUGUCGAUGGCAACUUUCAGUGGAAAACGGUACUUCGUGACAUUCAUUGAUGACAAGUCAAGAUACUGUGUCGUCUAUCUGCUCAAGAGCAAAUCUGAAGUUGCGGCGAAGUUCAUGGAAUACGCUGCGAUGGCCGAAACGCAAACCGGAAAGCGCGUGAAGUACCUUCAAAGCGACAAUGGGGGUGAAUACAAGUCCGACAAGCUGGCACGAUUCUGCGCGGAACGGGGAAUACAACAAAGGUUCACACCCCCAUAUACUCCUCAGCUAAACGGAGUAGCUGAGAGAAUGAAUCGCACGCUGGUCGAGUGUGCGCGUUGCAUGAUGGAACACGCUGGACUGGGAAAGAGCUACUGGGGUGAAGCAGUGAUGACGGCGAUGUUUCUUCGAAAACGCUGUCCAACACGUGCCAUUCACCAAGACAAGUCUCCAUAUCAAGUGUGGACGAUGAAGAAACCGAUUCUGGCCAACCUUAAAGUGUUUGGAUGCCACGCGUAUGUUCAAGUGCCUCAAGACAAACGCGCAAAGUUCGACUCCAAGUCAUCACUCUGUCGUUUCCUGGGAUACGCCGAACACCAGAAGUCAUAUCGAUUUGAGGAAGUGUCAACAGGAGCGAUCAAGAUCAGUCGCGAUGCCACAUUCAUGGAAGACAAGUUUGAUGAAGGUCCGCGCAACUACAACGAUGAGUCAAGUGCCGUUGAGUUUGAUGAUCAAGACGAGGACGAAGAAAAAGAAGAAGGUAAAACUGACGACGACAUGGACUCGAGCGACGAUGACAACGAAGACACCAGGUCUUCGAAGAGCAACAUCAAGAGACACACGCGCACUCAAUCACUUGAGAAAGCUACCGUCAUUCCAAGUCCCAAGCAAAGAACUGGGGAAACGCCGACUACAUUCAAGUCGGCGAUGGAAUCAAGCGACUCCGGCAAGUGGAAAGAAGCGUGUGACUCGGAGUUUGACUCGCUUCAGAGAAACGACACGUGGGAAAUCGUGCCUCUUCCGAAAGGUCGCAAGGCCAUCGGGUGCCGAUGGGUUUUUCGUGUAAAGGAGAAUCAAGAUGGCGAAGUUGAACGUUUCAAGGCAAGACUUGUGGCCAAAGGAUUCUCACAGAAAUUCGGAGUUGACUAUGAAGAAACUUUCGCACCGGUGGCCAAGUUCACAUCGAUUCGUGUGGUGCUCAGUAUGGCGGCCAAGUACGGCCUAAUGCUACAUCAGAUGUGUUGA